Limanda limanda (common dab) is the source of this 4623-nucleotide messenger RNA. RefSeq names its product membrane-associated guanylate kinase, WW and PDZ domain-containing protein 2-like. The coding region runs from base 1 to 4623 and encodes 1540 amino acids. Gene Ontology annotation, molecular function: signaling receptor complex adaptor activity; type II activin receptor binding; beta-1 adrenergic receptor binding. Gene Ontology annotation, biological process: receptor clustering; signal transduction. Gene Ontology annotation, cellular component: cytoplasm; dendrite. The record is from RefSeq and is a predicted model, not a curated record. Lineage: Eukaryota; Metazoa; Chordata; Actinopteri; Pleuronectiformes; Pleuronectidae. The transcript has 22 exons.
AUGUCGAAGAGCCUCAAGAAGAAGAACCACUGGACCAACAAAGUCCACGAGGCGGUGGUGACGCGGGGGAAGGACGGCGAGCUGGGGUUCGAGCUGAGGGGGGGCGCGGAGAUCGGCCAGUUCCCCCACUUCGGCGAGGUGAAGCAGGGCAAGGGGCUGAUCCAGAUGGGCAAGCUGGCCCAGGACGAGCUGCUGCUGGAGGUCAACGACAUGCCGGUGGCCGGGCUCACCACCCGGGACGUGGCGGCGGUGAUCAAGCACUGCAAGGACCCGGUCCGCUUCAAGUGUGUCAAGCAAGGGGGAGUGGUUGACAAGGAUUUGCGGCACUACCUCAACCUGCGCUUCUCCAAGGGCUCAGUGGACCACGACCACCAGCAGAUCAUCAGAGACAACCUCUACCUCCGCACCGUUCCCUGUACCACCAGGCAGCCUAAGGAGGGGGAGGUGCCGGGGGUGGACUACAACUUCGUGAGCGUGGAGCGUUUUAUGGAACUGGAGCAAAGUGGAGCCCUGCUAGAGAGUGGAACCUAUGAAGAUAACUUCUACGGCACACCGAAACCUCCAGCCGAGCCGUCCCCUGCAGCCCCUCCUCUGAAUGUGAGUGAGGCCCUGCUGCCCGGAGCCCGGCCCAGCGCCCAGGGCAAGAGGAAGAGGAACCAGUCAGUCAGCAACAUGGAGCAACGCGCCAGCCUGGAGCCGCCCGAGGAGGAGGAAGAGGAGAGCCCGAUAGUCAAUGGCAACGGGGUGGCCAUCACACCAGAGUCCAGUGAACACGAGGACAAGAGCACAGAUGCCUCUGGGGAGGUUGCUGUUGAGGUCUCCAACCAGGCCCCAGCCUCCGCUGAGCCCCCCACCGAAGAAGAAGAAGAAGAGGAAGAAGAAGAAGAAGAGGCUCCAAAAUCUCCUUCCAAAUCCCCCAUCAAAGUCAUAGAUGCAGAUGAGGAAGAGCUCGGUCCUCUGCCUGACAACUGGGAGAUGGCCUACACUGAGAAGGGGGAGGUCUACUUCAUAGAUCACAACACCAAAACAACAUCGUGGCUUGAUCCUCGGCUCGCUAAGAAAGCGAAGCCACCAGAAGAAUGCAGGGAAGACGAGCUGCCCUAUGGCUGGGAGAAGAUAGAUGACCCCAUCUAUGGCAGCUACUAUGUAGAUCACAUCAAUCGAAGGACUCAGUUCGAGAACCCAGUCCUCGAAGCAAAGAGACGCCUGGAGCAGCAGCAACAGAUGCAGAGCCAGGGACUGUCCGCUCUACCUUUGCCCACUAUAUACAGAGAGAAGCCGUUAUUUACAAGAGACCCGACUCAACUGAAGGGCACCUUCCUGUCCACCGGCCUGCAGAAGAGCAACAUGGGAUUUGGCUUCACGAUCAUCGGAGGCGACGAGCCGGACGAGUUCCUGCAGGUGAAGAGUGUGAUACCAGAUGGACCUGCCGCUCAGGAUGGAAAGAUGGACACAGGUGAUGUCAUCGUCUACAUUAAUGACAUCUGUGUGCUCGGCACCACGCACGCCGACGUGGUCAAACUGUUUCAGUCGGUACCGAUUGGUCAGAGUGUGACCCUUGUGCUCUGUCGAGGUUAUCCUCUUCCUUUUGACCCUGAGGAUCCCAAUGCAGCAGCGAGCGCCUCUCUGACACCCAUUGGCCUGGAGCACCGCCCCCUGGUGGUGAACGGCCGCGGCAGCUACGACCCGUACCUGGAGUACCUGUCCUUGAGCUCCCAGCUGCCUCCGCAGGCUCUGGCCCAGGCUGGGCAUCACCCCGGGGACACGCAUCUCGACGGCUCAUCCCUGCCGCCCACCACACCCGGCUCAGCCUCGGCACUCACGCCUCAUGAAGACAACGUGUCCAUGGCCUCCUCAGGAACUGCAGGGGUUGCCGGGGCAACUGCACAAGGGGCAGAGCUGCUGACGGUUACUAUGGUGAAAGGAGCGGAAGGAUUUGGGUUCACUAUUGCUGAUAGUCCCACUGGUCAACGAGUGAAACAGGUGCUGGACCCCGGCUCCCAGGCAGCCUCGGGGCUGAUCGAGGGAGACCUGAUCCUGGAGGUGAACCAGCAGCCGGUGGCCGCAGCUGGACACGGGCGAGUGGUGGAGAUGCUGAAGGAGUGUCCUGUGGGAGCGGAGGCAACGCUCCUCAUACAGAGAGGAACAGGCCACAUCUCUCCAUGGAAGGCGCCCAAACAGUUGACGGACCAGUGGGACCCACAUGGCAGCCCCCAGGCCAGCUUGACCGGUCAACUCUUGCCGCCUGGCACUUCGUUCCCCAACCAGCCGCAGCACCGCACUUCUGUGCCUGAUUCAACCGAAGGCUUCGACCUCAGCAAACCUGACCCCUAUGACCUUUAUGAGAAGUCGAGAGCCAUCUACGAGAGCCGACGUCCAGAGUACGAGGAGGUGGAGGUGCACCUGCUGAGGGAGAAGACUGGGUUCGGCUUCCGUAUCCUGGGGGGAGACGAGGCCGUGCAGGCUGUGAGUCCGGACGCCCGUGACAAGAUUGUUAUUGGCGCCAUAAUAGAGAACACACCCGCUGAGCGUGAUGGGCGGCUUCAACCCGGGGACGAGCUCAUUUCUGUGGAUAAAAACGUGGUUGCUGGGAAACCGCACAAAUACGUGAUCGACUUGAUGCACGCAGCUGCUCGCAACGGUCAAGUCAGCCUGACUGUGAGGAGGAGAGUGCAAAUGCCUGGUGAACUGUGUCCUGUGAACGGCCGCAGCCCCGGCUCAGUGUCGACACAACACAGCUCUCCACGCAGCGACGCCGCCUCGGCCUCGGGCCCCCCAGCCAUCGUUGCCCCGGCUGCCACCUCUCCUCCAGAGGGAUCCGGGCUGCAAACCAGUGAUGUGGUUAUUCACCGCAAGGAGAACGAGGGCUUCGGCUUCGUCAUCAUCAGCUCCCUGAACAGACCGGAGAACGCCGCUGUCAUCACUGUGCCUCAUAAAAUAGGACGAAUCAUCGAGGGCAGCCCUGCAGACCGAUGCGGGAAGCUGAAGGUGGGCGACCGGAUCCUGGCUGUGAACGGACAGUCGAUCAUCAGCAUGCCUCACGCAGACAUCGUCAAGCUCAUCAAAGACGCUGGGCUCACGGUCACGCUGCACAUCAUUCCAGAGGAGGGUUCUCAUUCUGGCCCCGGCUCCGAGAAGCAGAGCCCCAUGACCCAGAAACACAGCCCUCAGACCCAGCCCAGCCCUGUAGCCCUGCCAAGCCAAGGAAGCAUCCAGCCCAGCCAAACGGCUCCUCAGCCGGGCCAGACGGCCACGCAGCCAGGUCAGGCACCUGUCCAGCCCGGCCAGACACUCACUCAGACCAGUCAAGCAGCGACGGGCCCUCCUGCACCCGCAGCCUCCCAGCCGGCACCAGCUGGAUCCCAGCACAGCCCGGUCAGCCAGCCCUCCGGCCUCCCUCCACAGCUCUACCUCCACGACGGCAGGUCAGAAGUAAAAGCCAGACAGGAUGUCAAACCUGACUUCCGCCAUCCUCCGUUCACUGAUUACAGGCAACCUCCGGUGGAUUACCGUCACCCGCCGGUUACCGAUUAUCGACAGCCUCCCACCCUGGACUACCGACACCCGCCGGGUCUGCUGGACUUUAGACCACAUCCUGCCGCAGCACAGUUCCCCCUGGGGCUCCCUGCUGACUUCAGACCACAGGACUACGAUUACUUCACAGUGGAGCUGGAGAAAAGUGCGAAAGGUUUCGGCUUCAGUAUCCGCGGAGGCCGAGAGUACAAGAUGGACCUGUUUGUGUUGCGCCUCGCUGAAGACGGUCCUGCCAUACGGAAUGGAAGGAUGAGGGUGGGGGAUCAGAUCAUAGAGAUUAACGGGGACAGCACUCGAGACAUGACUCAUGCUCGAGCCAUUGAACUCAUCAAGGCGGGAGGCCGGCGGGUCAGGCUGCUGUUAAAGAGAGGCUCGGGACAGGUGCCAGAUUAUGACUGUACCAACCCCUGGGAUUCCCUUUCUACAGCCCACUCUGCCCUGCAGGAAGUGACCCUCGAGCCCCACCCGAUUUCAUUGCUCUCAUCCCAUCCAGCCUCAGCCCCAGACUCCCCCCAUCAACUCCCCCUAGAGGCCACAGUGUGCAUGGCAGAGAAAGCUCCACCGCUGACAGACCACUGCUCCAUUAGAGGGGCUACAGGUGGCAGGUCCACCCAGCAGAGGGGCAUCAUCAGGGGGCAGGGAACCCCUCAGGGGUCUGGAGAGGUGGACGGUGGACUGGUUGACAGACAGCCUCGGGCUUUGCCUCCUAAAGCUGUCCUGGGGAGGUCCGUGGAAAGACGAGAGAGGCCGAAGGAGACGUGCUCCCCCUGCUGUGAGAGAAAGGGCCUGCACACACAGGCCAUGAGCACUGUCUGGCCCUGGGACGCAUAUGUGAGUGUGAAUUCAAACGGGGCCUCUCUGGCAAGUGGAGAUGGACACGUCAACCUCCAGGAGAGGCCGGUGUCUCGAGGUCUGUACCUCAGAGAAGAGGAGAGGGCCGGUGGUCACAGUGGGCUCUGCUGCCCCUCGAAAACUGUGGAGGAUCCUCCUGCGAGGAGUGCAGCUGCCUCCCCCGGACCCUGGAACAUUCCCGGGUCUGAUAAACUGCCUGGCACCCUGAGGUCCUGGACCUCCACUGUAAGCAGGUAG